Messenger RNA from Pipistrellus kuhlii (Kuhl's pipistrelle), 4131 nucleotides. It is a transcript of the gene NTM, whose product is annotated as neurotrimin. The coding region runs from base 1377 to 2444 and encodes 355 amino acids. The transcript is spliced from 8 exons. Lineage: Eukaryota; Metazoa; Chordata; Mammalia; Chiroptera; Vespertilionidae. Gene Ontology annotation, cellular component: neuron projection. The record is from RefSeq and is a predicted model, not a curated record.
UUUUAAAGGCGCCCGUAUGCAUGCUGCAGGGUUUUCCUGUCCUGCUUCCUGAGUUGGUGACCCUGAUCCAGAUGUCUCUGCUUAUGCAAACAGAGGCCUGUGGCAACUUUGCCUUCUUCAUUCGGGGGAAGUGACAGGUUUUUUUUUCAAGGCUGGGAGAUGGUUAAACAGCUCGCCUCUGCUGGCGCACUGCUGCUGGUGGUGGCUGCGCGGCGCGGCGGGGGUUAAGGUGGGCGCCCGCCCGCGCCCCGCGCCGCCCGCCCGCCCGCCGGGAUGAGCGCGCAGUCCGCCCGCUUGCGUGGCGCCGGCAUCCGAGAAAGUGGCGGUCAGUGAUGGAGCUGCUGCCAUGACAACCCCGGCGGUCGGGGCCCGUGCGCUUUGGGGCUGCUCCCGGGAGGAGGAAGAAGGCGGCGCGGAGGCCGGGGGCGGCCGCUGAGCGUGGCGUCCGCGCGCGGCUCCGGUGCCGGCUGCGCCUCGCUUUCCCCAGCGAUCGAGGGAGCGAGCGAUCGGGGGGCCGCCGAGGUCUGGUCUCUGGUCCGCUGCCUCCUGGCCGCUCCUGCCUGGACCGCCAGGGCCACUGCCUCCACCGAGACCUGCUCCAUCGCAGCAGCAGCUGCUGCUCCGAUUUCGGCUCCGAGGAAGUUGACCCGGGCGGGCGGGCGGGCGGGCGGGCGGCUGCGGCAGCAUCUCAGUCCGGAGCCCGGUCCCUGCGCAGCCCGCUCCCCCUCGCACACCCCCCGCUGCUGCCUCCUGCGUGCCCCACUUUCCGAUUGCAUCCGCUAUUGUCACCGACCGCAUCUCGCCGGCCAUCCUGCCUCCGAAACUUACAAAGAAAGUACUGGAUCUCCCCUGGCUGGCGCCGAGGGAUUGCAGCCUGCUCUGCUCUGCUCUGCGUAGCCGGAUCGGACCCACCCUCCGCUCCCCUUCGGGUACCCAAGUGCUUAUGCCACCCCGAAGUGCCAUGUGGAAACGGUUUGCGGGAAGAAGAGACCUCUGAGACGUGCCCGCGCCUCGGCAUCUGCCCGGAGCUUCUUCCCCUUCCCCUUCCCCCGGCCGGAGCUGCACCCAGGAAGCCCCGUCUGGCUCUCCCAGGCUGGAGCGCUGAGCUGGGUUUGAGGGAGGACUAUUAGACUCGGAGGAGGAGUCUGCGCGCUUUUCUCCCAGAAAUAAAGAAAAAGAAAAAAAACAAACAAAACAGGAAGAAGAAAAAAAGAAAGAAAAGAAAGAAAGAAACCCGCGCCUCUCCAUCGCCGCUAGUUCUCUGCUGGGUCCGAGCUCGCCCGCACCCCACCCACUUCCUGCGCUCGCCCCGGGGGCGUGUGCCGCGCGGCUGCAGCUGCAGGAGGAGUUCUGGGAAGUUGUGGCUGCCGAGGAGGAUGGGGGUCUGUGGGUACCUGUUCCUGCCCUGGAAGUGCCUCGUGGUCGUGUCUCUCAGGCUGCUGUUCCUUGUGCCCACAGGAGUGCCGGUGCGCAGCGGAGAUGCCACCUUCCCCAAAGCGAUGGACAACGUGACGGUCCGGCAGGGGGAGAGCGCCACCCUCAGGUGCACUAUUGACAACCGGGUCACCCGGGUGGCCUGGCUUAACCGCAGCACCAUCCUCUACGCCGGGAAUGACAAGUGGUGCCUGGACCCCCGCGUAGUUCUCCUGAGCAACACCCAAACCCAGUACAGCAUCGAGAUCCAGAAUGUGGACGUGUAUGACGAGGGCCCGUACACCUGCUCUGUGCAGACGGACAACCACCCCAAGACCUCCCGGGUCCACCUCAUCGUGCAAGUAUCUCCCAAAAUUGUAGAGAUUUCUUCAGAUAUCUCCAUUAACGAAGGAAACAAUAUCAGCCUCACCUGCAUAGCAACGGGCAGACCGGAGCCCACGGUUACCUGGAGACACAUCUCCCCCAAAGCUGUGGGCUUUGUGAGUGAAGACGAAUACUUGGAAAUCCAGGGCAUCACCAGGGAGCAGUCCGGGGAUUACGAGUGCAGCGCCUCCAACGACGUGGCUGCUCCCGUGGUGCGAAGAGUGAAGGUCACGGUGAACUAUCCACCGUACAUUUCCGAAGCGAAGGGGACAGGGGUCCCUGUGGGACAGAAGGGGACCCUGCAGUGUGAAGCCUCCGCAGUGCCCUCAGCAGAAUUCCAGUGGUACAAGGACGACAAAAGGCUGGCUGAAGGAAAGAAGGGGGUGAAAGUGGAAAACAGACCCUUCCUCUCAAAGCUCAUCUUCUUCAAUGUCUCAGAACACGACUAUGGGAACUACACGUGUGUCGCCUCCAACAGGCUCGGCCAUACCAAUGCCAGCAUCACACUCUUUGAACUAAAUGAGCCUACAAGCUCAACUUUGUUGCAAGGCCCUGGCGCCGUCAGCGAGGUGAGCAACGGGACGCCGAGGAGGGCAGGCUGCCUCUGGCUGCUACCUCUCCUGGUCUUCCUCCUGCUCCAGUUUUGAUGCGAGUGCCACCCCCGACCCGGGGAAGCUGCCGCCACUGCAACCAUCGACCCUCCAGCAAAGGCACCUCCGACAGCAAGAGCAAACACCCCUUUCCAACCAAGAUGCAAUCCAACACCAUUCCGAGCCACAGACAAUUGGGACACAAAUUCGAGGGAGGGGAACCGAGAACACUUUGGGCAAACGCAUUUCAAAAGGACACUGAGAAUCCAUUGCCUUGCAGGCCGGGCCGAUAUGUAGGUACAGCUGAGUUUUCUUUAUUUUCCCUGAGGGGAGGAGUGCGCCCCCAGCUUUGGAUACCCACCCGCCCGCCAGCUGCAUUGUCUCCGGGGUGACAGAGGGCUCAGCCCACCCCAGGGCCCCUGUCGAGGAAAAUUCUGGAGUCGGCCACCCCCAAAUUCAAUCUGUCACUAGAAGCAAAUGCAAAGUGAGGCACGCACCCCGAUGUGUCCCUGCUGCAGACUGUGCCACUGUCCUGUGUGCUAUGAAACGCCAAUUUAUUACAAAGCAGAUCAAUAAAAAGGAAACUAAACAAAACAACCUGCCAGCAGCCACCUCCCGCAGGCAGCAGCCACACAAACCCCGUUCACCUUUGCGUUCCUCUCACUCCAUGGGCAUCGUGGAUCAUAAGGGAUUCCCGUUCACUCUUAAUUCUCUUAAUUCUCUUUUCUGACCCGAGUCUAGGACUUAGCUGGAAAGCAAGGCAAAACCACAUACCACACACAUGGAAGGGGUGACGAGACAUAUGUUUGUUAAAAAAAGAUGAAUACGGUAGUGCACCACUUAACUAGGUUUACAACUGGUGGACCCCAAGCCGGGCAUUAACCUCCUGGCGAGGAUUUGGCAAAUCCACCAAAAAACAAAACACACACACACACACACACACACACACACACACACACACACGAUUUAACCAAUAGGUCCACCAGCGCUACAGCUUUCUCCUCAUCCCGGCAUUUAAUGCAGACACGACUAUGCUUCUCCAUGCUAUGUAGAGGUGGAAGGGGGGUCUGCACCUGACCUUGAGUUUGUUGGCUCUGCUUCUUUUGAUGACAUAUAUUAUACAGUAUAUAUAUACAUAUAUAUACAUAUAUUUUUUUCGUUGAGAGUUCUAGCCCUUUUCUUUCUCAGCAGGUGCGUUCUCAGACAUUACUGCAUGCUGUAUAUGGCGUUUAGCUGUGUGUUGACCUUCUAAAAAAGAUGAUAGCGUUUACUGGUAACUUGUGUAAUCAGCUCCUGCCUCUAUUUUUUUGUUUUUCUUUUUCGCGUUAUCCACAUGUCAGAGACAUUUAUACCAAGUGAAACGAGAAACGACACUCACACCGGGCGCAGCCUUUGUCCCGAGGGGUGGCUCCUCCAUCCCGCACAAACACACCGCCGAACCAGCUAAACAGCCAGUAACCACUCGCUUGAGCCCUAUGGGAAUCUCUGAUGCCUUUGUGACCACUGGAGAAAUCGAACCCUCUUGGUUUCUUUUAUUUAAUUUCCCACCUGUGUGUGCGUGUGUAUGAACGAGAAGAAAAUGCAGUUUUUAGAUAAUCUUUUCUCCUCCUUCCCGGGGAGUCUGAGGACCAGAGAGGCCUCGGGGAGGGGUCCUGGGUGUGAUGAGGGAAAGUGGGAUUGGGGUGAUGGGGAGGGAGGGGUUGUCUCUGACUUGACAUUAAAAAGUGUUCCAUGUCCCUCUUCA